Molecule: messenger RNA, 3740 nt
Organism: Biomphalaria glabrata
Lineage: Eukaryota; Metazoa; Mollusca; Gastropoda; Planorbidae
Product: 3-ketodihydrosphingosine reductase-like
Exons: 11
Coding region: 239-1246 (335 amino acids)
Biological process (GO): sphingolipid biosynthetic process
Cellular component (GO): endoplasmic reticulum membrane
Molecular function (GO): 3-dehydrosphinganine reductase activity
Source: RefSeq, a predicted model, not a curated record
GCAAAGGUCACUGUUUAUAUUUACAAUCAAAAGUACACAACCCCAAGCCUAGACUAUUUAGCUUUCUAGAUCAUUAUAACGUGUCGUUACCACUUUAAAAAAAAAAAUAUAACUAGAUCUAGUACUGUUAUAGAUUCUAGUAUAGACCUAUAGAUCUAGAUUCUAGACCAAGGUUAGAUUAUAUUUUCAUCUUCAGAUCUUGAUCUUGCUUCGAUCCAAUUCAAGAUCUACUACCAAAAUGUGGGGCUGGAUUGCACUAGCAGUGUUUAUUGUGUUUAUCAUAGUUCUCUAUUUGCUGUCUCCACUUAUAUCACCCCCUCAGAUUAAUUUGAAGGAUGCACAUGUCUUAAUUACAGGUGGCUCAAGUGGGAUAGGCAAAGCAUUAGCUAUACAAGCUGUCCAGCAAGGCUCGAAGGUUACACUAUUGGCAAGAGAUAAGUUGAAGCUUGAGGAAGCUAAGAAAGAGAUUCAGAAAUAUGUUAUUGAGGAUGAUUGUGAACAGAGAGUUCAAACUGUUUCUGUUGACCUUUCAGGAGACUAUCAGUUGGUGGAGUCACUCUUACACAAUGCUGAAUCUUCUCUUGGUGGUGUUGAUAUUCUAAUUAAUUGUGCUGGGACUUCCAGCCCGGGGAGAUUUGAUGAGCUUCCAGUAUCUGAGUUCAGGAAAAUGAUGGAAAUUAAUUAUAUAAGCGCAGUACAUGCAACAAGAGCCCUUCUACCAGGGAUGAAAGAAAGAGGAAGAGGAAGAAUAGUCUUUGUUUCAUCUCAGGCUGGUCAGUUGGGACUUUUUGGUUUUUCAGCAUAUUCAGCGUCCAAGUUUGCACUCAGGGGAUUGGCUGAAGCUUUGCAAAUGGAAGUGAAGCCUUACAAUGUUUAUCUGACACUUGCAUUUCCAGCAGACACAAACACACCAGGCUUUCAGGAAGAACAGAAAAGCAAACCUUUAGAGACAAAAUUAAUAUCAGAAACUUCAGGUUUAUUUUCUGCAGAGAAUGUUGCAUCAAUUAUACUGGCAGAUACAGUGCGAGGUCGAUUUUUUAGCUCAAUGGGUUUAGAUGGUAUUAUGCUAUCCUGCCUGACUUGUGGUUUCUCUCCUGUCACCUCAUUGAUGGAAGCCACACAACAAGUAGUGACAAUGGGCAUAUUUCGCAUCAUCUCACUGUUUUACUUGGAUCACUUUGACAGAAUUGUGAGGAGAUGUAAACUUGAUAGAGAAACCAGAAAUAGUGAAAAGAAAAAAAUAUAAUUUUUAUUGUUUUAUAUGUUGAAAAAAAAAAGCUUUGCUGAUUUGUUAUAGCUGAAUAUCUCAAGAACACAAUAAUUGAAUUGAUACUUUGUAAAUAAUGUUAUUUACUGAUAUCAUUACAAUGUUGUAUUGUACAUUUUUCUGUAAUAAAUAUGAAUACACCACUAUAUAUUGAUUCUGUCUCAAAUUAACCCAAUAAAUAUAUUUGAAAGUUUAUCUCUAGUUAAAAUCCUGUACAUUAGCAUUUUUAAAGCAAUCAAACACGUUUCAAUCAUUUUUUAAAUUGGUUUUCAAUCAAAAUUAUUCUUUUGCAAAUUUUUUGUGACCUUAUUAGUUUUUCUACUAUGAAAACUCUGAAUUAAACCUCUGCUGCCUUUCAGCUAUACCCUAAAAUGGGAAAGGCUUAAAGAGUCAACCCUGAGAAAAAUUAGGAGCUGGUGACCCUUAAGCAGCUUGCAGCACAGUGCUACACCCUAAAUGAGCCUGCAACACUGCUGAUCCCAAAAUCUAUUAGCACUUACCAUUCCUUAAGACAUCAGCUGUGUCGGUGACUGCAGUCAUCUCACUUCUAUGAGAUGAUUUAAAGUCACUUCCAGACUGAAGGAGGCAUUAUAUAAAAUUAAAUGUGCACAUUUUUUUUCUAUGAAUAAAUAUAAUUUAAUAUAUAGCAAAAGCACAUUAAAGACAUUAAAAAAAACAGUUCAUAAACAUACCUGCCAGAUAAUGGAUAUGUCUUUGAUUCUGAAAAUUAGGAAUGAGUGCAGUAUUUCACUAUGCAAAACCAGUUGCAACUUACAUAUAUUGUCAUAUCUAAAUGCAGACAAAGCAGUUGUCCUGACAUAUAAUUGUUUGAACAAUCUGUGUUCAUUUCUUCCUGCGUCCAACAUUACAAGGCAAGCACUCACCUGGAGCCCCCAAGGAAAGAUGAAGAGGGAAGGGCUCAGGAAUACAUGACACAACAAUUUGGAAGCAGAUGAAAUGCAUGAUGGGCAAGAUGUGGGACAGUUGCAGAGACUGGCCCAGAAACAAGAUGCCUGGAGGAAGCUGGUUGGUGGACUGUGCCCCAGUCGAGACCACAGUUAUUGAGAUGAUACUUGAAUCUUAUCCUCAUUCAUCAGUUGUUGUAAUUUUAAAAAAAGGAUAUAAAUGUAUUUUUUUAAAAAACAAGAAAGGUUAAAGGAAGUUAUUGUUAGAGAAAUAUUUAAGUAAUGUGGUCCAAGUUAAAUAUGAAAAUGACAAGUCUAAAAAAAUAUAUAUAUAUGGAAAAAAAAAAAGUAAACCAACAGAUCUGUACACUAUUACCAAGAUUUUGAUACCAUUUCUAGUAGUGGUUAGAGACUACAUGUCAAUUGUAGGUUUCGAUUUAAAUUUUUUCCCAGAUCUCUCUCCUGGCUUUACUUUUAACUGAUUGCCAUAAAUUGUAAACACAUGGUGGUGCAGUACAAAACUAAAAAUGUUGUUGCAUUUUGGAAUACCUGGGAAAAGAAAAGAUUUUUUUUUUUGCAUAAAUAAAACAUACUGGUUAAGUUCAAAUAAUAUGAAUACAAAAUAAUUUAAUUUUUUUAAAAUGUCAAAAACAUUGGAGAACAUCAUAAAUUCCUUAAAGGCAGUUUCAUUAAAACCAAAAAAUUAUUGAUUAAAAACCUGUCAGAGGGGAGAAAAUAAAUUACACAGUCAUCCAGAUACAAGUCAAUCACUGACACAUAGGCAUCUUGACCCUUUUCAAGUUCCCAAGUCAACAACAAGCGCUGAUAGUCCGAGAGAGUAAGGAACAAGCAAGAUUUUUUUUCAACCCUAAAUGGAUAUCUAUUUUACUUUCUGCUUAAUUAAAAUCUAUUGACACAUUUGCGUUUGGUAGUGUAAGAUGACUGAAGUGCAAGAAAUACAUUUUGAAUCUGAGACACCUCACUUAAAAAACCUAGCACUUUACAAUUCAGCUACCAUGGCCCCAUAGCAGAAAUUAUACCAAUGACUAAAAAUACCAGAACAAUGACAAAAUUAACAAUACUUGGGAAAGGUAUUAACUCUUAGAAAAAUUUAAGGCGCUAUACAAGAUGAAACUGGAUAGAGGACACCCACUAAUAAGGAGACAUACCAAAUUUAGAAAAAUAACAGAUUACAUUGGGAAAAGCACCUUUAAGGAAUGUCAGAGAAUAGAGGGGUCAAAAUAAUACACCAGCCAAAAAAAAAAUAAAAAGGCAGGAUCACAAAUAGAUGGCUUGAUGAUGCAGAGGCAGAUCUAAAACUCAAAAAAAAAGUUCUGACAUGGACAUUUCCUUCAAUAUCAUUAUCUACUUUUUUUUUUAACCAACUUACAUCUCACUGUAUCAUUUGGCAAGACAAUUGAAAACGUAUUCUGUGUUUCUGUUAUCACAAUGCCCUGUAAGCCAAGAUGUCCAGGGCACGUGGACUGUUCAACUGUAAUUGGGCAACCAUGGAAAUCAGCUUUCAUUAGUUUCUGGGCUGCUGAUGACAAAUUAGGACCAUUCAAGCU